This is a messenger RNA of Podospora anserina S mat+, 1176 nucleotides long. RefSeq lists its product as uncharacterized. The transcript has a single exon. The annotation marks the transcript as partial. Lineage: Eukaryota; Fungi; Ascomycota; Sordariomycetes; Sordariales; Podosporaceae. Gene Ontology annotation, molecular function: oxidoreductase activity, acting on paired donors, with incorporation or reduction of molecular oxygen; heme binding; iron ion binding. The record is from RefSeq and is a predicted model, not a curated record.
CCCAUCGAGCAGAUCUGGCUGGCGCUUAAUAUCAUCUACAACUUGUAUUUUCAUCCACUUGCCGGAGUGCCCGGUCCCAGAAGCUGGGGAGCACUUCGACUCCGAUACGUCUGGGCACUUGUGAGCGGGACCAUCGUUCACGAUUUUGAAAAACUUCAUCAUAGAUAUGGGCCGGUUGUUCGCGUUGCCCCAAGCGAGUUAUCUUUCACAACACCCGAUGCUUGGACCGACAUUCUUCAGCCAGGUCGCACACCGCCAUUACCCAAAGAUGGUCGGUGGUCUAUUCCUGGCUUAAAAGCCCAAGGGAUCGUCAACAUUGUUGACCUUGAUCUCCAUGGCCGAGUUCGAAGGUUGAUUGCACCAGCAUUUACCACGUCGGCGCUACGAGGUCAAGAGCCCAUCCUACAACAAUACAUCACAUUGUUGAUGGAUCGGCUUCGAGACCUUGUCACAACCGAAAAAAACGGCGCAAAGGGCGUUGAGAUUGAUGUCGUUCCGUGGUUCAACUUCGUCACCUUUGAUAUGCUGGGUGAUCUGGCAUUUGGAGAAUCAUUCGAUUGUCUGCACACAUCGCGGUAUCAUUCCUGGAUUGAGCUCCUAACAAACACACCAAAAGCAGGAGCAUUUGCUGCUGCUGCCCUGUUUUAUCCUCUUUUCGCAUCGGCACUCAAGUAUCUCAUUCCGGCAUCGCUGAAGAACAAGGUUCUUGAUCACGUCCGAGUCGUUUCAGAGAAAGUUGAGCGUCGACUGAACCUGGAGUCCACACGAUCUGACAUCAUGUCCCACGUGAUCAACCAGAUAGAAAGUGAUGGCCUGGAGGGACUUACCAUGGAUCACGUCAACGCAACGUUUAUGGUGCUCACGAUUGCUGGUAGUGAGACCGUCGCAACCACCUUGUGCGGGAUUGUGAAUUAUCUUGCUCAGAAUCCUAGCAAGCUUUCUAUCCUCACACACGAGAUUCGCAGCCAUUUCUCAAACCCACACGAGAUGACUUUGGAGAGAUUGAAAGGCAUGCUCUAUCUUAAUGCCGUGAUCGACGAGGGGUUGCGCCUGUGUCCGCCAGUUCCUUGGCUUCCACCCAGAGUGGCGGCUAAUGGGGGCUCAGUUGUUUGUGGGAUACCACUACCUGGGCGUGUAAGUAAACUGCCGAGAGUGUGUAAGCCCUUUCGUUGCUAA